Messenger RNA from Phanerochaete carnosa HHB-10118-sp, 1081 nucleotides. RefSeq lists its product as uncharacterized. The record is from RefSeq and is a predicted model, not a curated record. The transcript is spliced from 6 exons. NCBI's taxonomy places the organism in Eukaryota, Fungi, Basidiomycota, Agaricomycetes, Polyporales, Phanerochaetaceae. Bases 70 to 1068 code for a protein of 332 amino acids.
CCACCAGAGGUGCAGGUCUCUUCCCUUCGAGAGAGGCACUGCUGGCGAUCCCUUCAUGCGUACUUUACCAUGUCUAUCGACGGGAAGGAAGUCUAUACUAGCGGAGCCGCUGGUGAUCAUGAAAACGAUCCUCUGUGGCGUUUGCCGGAGCCGUUCAAAUGUCCAGCCCACCCCUCGUCGUUUGUAAAGUUCGCUGUCUGCCGUGAUGGCAAAGUCCGUGGUAAACAAGUUCUCGGAGAGUUCGAAGCUCCUCUUCAUAUCUUCCUCGGCAGAUACGAUGAACGCCACAAACUGGCCUCGGGUGAUAGUCCCGACAGUCGCAUCGCCGUUCGGAUGAACGCUGACUUGGACUGCAACUACUUAUCACAUGGCUUAGAGGCCGCGAAGCGUCGUUUAUCCUCCGCGGAAAAUCAGAGGAACGCCGCCGAUUUUUUACGGGCCGUGGUAGAAAGCAUUCAGAUGCUCGGAGACCUUGGGGAACACCUGGCCAGUGCGCAUCCUAUCCUCAAGUUUGCUACUGUGCUCCUUGCAGCUGUCUACAACACUCUCACAGCACAUGCGCGGGUCGAUGAAGAGAUCAAGUCGCUUGCUAGAGCCAUGAGGGACCUCCUGAACGAUGCGAACAAAUACAAAGGCUCGAAGCAGACAGAAAGCUGUAUACAAAACAUCAUUCUUCUGGUCAUGGAAAGCGCUUCAUUGAUGGACAAGUGGAGCCGCACGUCGUUUAUUCGUGGGUCUUUGCAGGUCCAUGUGUUUCUGCGAACUCAUCCCUCCACAGUGAAGCCCUCUUGCGCACAUGACUUCUUGACGCGUGUCAAAAAGUGCAAAAGUCAACUAUGCGCCCUUCGUGCUACUUUUGAGGUGGUCAAGAACCUUGGCGAGCUGGACAAUGACGUGAACCAAAUUGGUGUUAAGAUGGAUGGUCAUUACACUGAUAUCAGCGCUCAACUUACGCAAAUUAUGAGCUGCCUGAACCAGAUGCGAAGCGAGGAUUGUCGGCAGGUGGCGAAGUCCAUGACUGUGGGACUCGCGGUUUACAAACAAGGCGUCCCGGUGACGGUAGUUUGAUCCAUCGCUGUGC